AUGCCAGAACUUCUCGCGCCCCUCCAGUCGGAAGCCUUGAACGCUAAGAAAGCGCUCAAUGAAAGUAUCAUCAAAGGCAAGCAAGCCGAAGCAGCUACACUCAAAGAAAAUUCCACGCAAAGGUCUUCACCUGCGAAAAAUACUACCCCAGCUUCUGGUAAGCAGCGCAAGGCUGAACUGUCCCUCGAUGAAGAAAUCGCUGCAUGCAAGCCUUGCAAGGCGGACCUUAACGACACCAUAGACUACGCCACUUUUGAGAACGAUAGCCUUCCCAGCUGCAAUGUCAUCCGUACCAAGUUAAACAAGCUUUUUGACUCGGGCGUCAUGAACAAGGCUGAGUUCUGCAGAGCCACCGGUACCAACUCAAACUCCCUUAACAAAUUCCUCAAGCAGAAAGGUCCCUUUGGCGGAUCCAAAAGUGCCGUUUGGCGUAGUGCAUAUGUAUGGUUCCAACAGCGUGAAGUCAUGGGUCUCCAAAUGCCAGAUACCAAGAAACGCCAGCGCGAGGAGAGUAAGAAGGACACUGCCGAUAGAACUCCUUCCAAGGCUUCAACCACAAAAGCCCUUCCUGACAUCAGUGACAUUCACCUCGAAGGCGAAGAAACAGACGAUGUUUCCAUCUACGAUGACUGCGAUGAGAUUCGCCGCAAGAUAAACGCACACAUGAAGAUCCCCAGCGUGACGCAAGCCCAAUUCUGCCGAGACAUACGCAUAGUUCAAGGCACCCACGUGCAAGGGUAUACAGCCGAAGCAACUUUCAGACUUUCGAAAGGCAAAGGGCAGUGA
Fusarium subglutinans is the source of this 786-nucleotide messenger RNA. RefSeq lists its product as uncharacterized. Lineage: Eukaryota; Fungi; Ascomycota; Sordariomycetes; Hypocreales; Nectriaceae. Bases 1 to 786 code for a protein of 261 amino acids. The transcript is spliced from 2 exons. The record is from RefSeq and is a predicted model, not a curated record.